This is a messenger RNA of Cadophora gregata, 1228 nucleotides long. RefSeq lists its product as uncharacterized. NCBI's taxonomy places the organism in Eukaryota, Fungi, Ascomycota, Leotiomycetes, Helotiales, Ploettnerulaceae. Gene Ontology annotation, biological process: attachment of spindle microtubules to kinetochore. Gene Ontology annotation, cellular component: DASH complex; spindle microtubule. Bases 172 to 711 code for a protein of 179 amino acids. The transcript has 2 exons. The record is from RefSeq and is a predicted model, not a curated record.
CUCAUUUCCACCAUCAGCAGCAUCACUUCACAUGCACUGCCAACAAACACGUCCCAAACUCUCCAUCCAUAUAAGAUAUCACCUGACAAGCGGCUAGGUUCUCCUUGUUCAAUAGUUGAUAUCCCACACACCACACCAUCUACAGCGCAACUCUCCACAGCAGCAGCGACCAUGUCGGCACAAUCACAAUCCCUCUCUUCCCUCUCCGCGUCCGUUGCCUCCCUGCGCAGCUCACUCACCCUCCUCGAUUCCUCAAUCUCAAUCCUCGACUCAGGAAUCAGCGACUUUCCACGCCUGCAGAAAGUUCUCUCCAGCACUAGACAUUUCGAGCUCACUCCCCACCACACUCUCCAAACCGCUCAAUCCUCCCUAGCAUCCGAGCUUGCCCCCGCAAUAACCACGCUCCUCACACGCGCUGAGAUAUACAUCUCCAAGCUCGAGCGCAAACAAAACAAUCUAAUCGCACGGUCUGAAUUGCUCGAAGGGAGACUUGAAGGUGCAGGGGGUUUAAGGAAGCAGAAGAGUUUGGAUAAGCUGGUCAAAGGACGGGCGGGGGUGGGAUUGGGAAAGGGCAAUGGCGGGGAAGAGAAGGCGUUGCGCUUAAAGGCUUUACGGAGUAAGAAAGAACGCCUGGGAUAUGCGGUGGAGAGGUUGACGUUGCAGAGCCAGCAGAGGCAGAGGCAGUUGAGGAUGAGUGUUGCGGCGACUUGAGAAGUGAGGAUCAUCGGUGAUCAAAGACAAGGAUUACAUAUGCUGAGACGAGAUGAGAUGGAACACCUUGGUCCAACAGGCGAUUGGAUGGAUAUUCGUCCCUUACAAUAACGGGAGUUCGAAUGGAUUGGAAGUGGAGAUUGAGUAGCCUGGAGCCAAGAUGUCAGAUGGGAGAGGAGAUCAGUGACCGCAAGAAGUGGAGAGUGGAUGAUAUUCAGAUCCAAGAGGGGUAGGUUCUACUAAGCCUCAAAUAUGAUAUAAUGUAUUAUGAAUACCGGCUCCGAGACCCGAUUCCGUGAGACACAAGGUCCCCUUCUCUCGGAUUGAAGUUCUCCAGGUAUUAAGCGCUUCGCUUUUCCGAUAUCGGGUUUGGUUCCUAUUGUUGCUAGAGCAGAGAAAUGGGUUUUCCAGUUAAUGCAGGGGGUUGCUUGUCAAGUAGAAUAAUUAUUCUUGUGUUCAGUCACUGCUGUACAUGUGAUUGUUACUAUUUUGACCUGAAAGGAUCCGGUAGGUGGCC